AUGAUGGACUGUCCAAGUGGAAGGGAUGAUGAGUGUAAGUGGAGUGGCAUUGCUGCCGGCAUAGAUGGUUGCCUGUAUUGCGCACCCUGCUCUGCCGAUUCAAUCCUGGUUGUAGAUCCGGAGGAUGAUUCUGUAAGCUACAUCACAGGUGCAGGAGAAGGUAGCUACAAGUGGAGUGGCAUCAUCUCAGCCUCCGAUGGUUUGCUCUAUUGUGCUCCUGCCAGUUCAGAAGCCGUGCUGUUCAUUGAUCCCAAGUCGCGCCAGCUCCAGCGCAUACCGGGAGCCGGAAGGGGAGGUUCGAAGUGGAGUGGAAUUGCAGAGGGCCCCAACGGGAACCUCUACUGUGCGCCCUCAAUGGCCAUGGCUGUGCUGGAAAUUGAUCGAAGAUCGCAGAGUCUACAUCGCAUUGAAGGGGCAUUGGAUGACACAAGCUACAAGUACAAGUGGAGCGGUAUCACUCGCGCAUGCAAUGGGCUUCUGUACUGUGCACCAUACAAUGCGUCCUCUAUCCUGGUGAUUGAUGCAGCAGCGGGAGAGCUUGACUUCAUCAGAGGUGCGGGCUCAGGCGAUUGCAAAUGGAGUGGCAUCGGCCCAGGAUUGGAUGGUCGAUUGUAUUGCGUCCCGUCACGUGCCCAGGAGAUUCUGGCAGUCGACCCAAAAAGGCCGGCCGAAGUAGAUCACACCUUCUGCGAUGCGCUACCUCGAGGUCACUCAAAAUGGAGUGGAAUAUGCGUUGGGCUUAAUUGCAGCUUGUACUGCACGCCAUACAACUCCUCACACGUCUUGGUCAUUCGCGGCGGGCAGAGAGCUACGAAACCUGGAAUAGCCCCACAGGUCUCAUUUGGGCACCUCGUCGCUGAGCAUGAUAUGUGGAAGAAGCAGAAGGUGGAGUUGUGCUUGGCAUUUCAGGCGCUAAUGGAGCUGCCAGAUCACGAGCGUGUAGCUCAGUACAGAGCGCUGUGCAGGAAGUGGCAUCCUGACAAGAACUUGGACAACGCAGUCGCCGCCACUGAAGUCUUCCAACUUUUGCAACAGUUGCAUCAGGUCUUUGGCAACACCUCCUGA
This is a messenger RNA of Effrenium voratum, 1065 nucleotides long. NCBI's taxonomy places the organism in Eukaryota, Dinophyceae, Suessiales, Symbiodiniaceae. The record is from the annotation of a GenBank genome assembly.